Messenger RNA from Drosophila ficusphila, 779 nucleotides. RefSeq lists its product as uncharacterized. The annotation marks the transcript as partial. The record is from RefSeq and is a predicted model, not a curated record. Lineage: Eukaryota; Metazoa; Arthropoda; Insecta; Diptera; Drosophilidae. The transcript is spliced from 2 exons.
UUCUGCCUAGAGCAGUCGAAAAUUCCACAGUUGAAUAUCUUCGAGAGCUUUUCAAGGCGGGAGCGCUUCCCCAGACUGGCAGACUUGGGGAGCAGCCUGGGCAGCGCGGAGAUCGCGGACGUGGGCUCCUGUUUCAAGUGGAGUCGCCCGAUCAUCCACGAGGCGGAGAGGAGGGUGGCCAGGGCGGCAGUUGACGCCAAUGUGCCUCCGGCCAGGCUGUAUCUCCGCUCCACAUCUCGGGGAGUCCGCCGUGCCGUCGACAUAUUCAUGCCUCGCUUUCAGCCCGACGAGGAUUGGGAGGAGCAGUUGCCGGAGGACCGCUCGGAGUCCUCGGGUGGGUCUCUAGGCACACCGCCUCUUCCAUCAAAUGGAGCUGUUCGAAGAGAUGAUGCACCCAGUGCGAUCCCCACCGAACCUUUCCCGGUUUCUCCGACGACGAGCGCUGACUGCAGCGCCUUGAGCAUCUGGGAAAAGACGGCGAUGAAAACAAGAAAACAACGCCCCUAACAUCUGCUUCCAAUUACACUAGCUCGGGGAUGGGGUCUUUCGGAGGGGCUUCCCUCACAAAUCAACGCGGGCAAUUAUUUUCUUGUUAUGGAUCUCGGAGGCGUCUCGCAGCCGUCAAAAGAGGAGGCGACAAGGGAAAAGCUUUUUCAUUUGAGGAAUGCAAUGAAGAGCCCGGGAGAAGAAUGCGAAUUUGGCACAUCGAAAUUCAUAUGUAUCGAAAGUGUAAGAACGAUGGUUUUAUAGCAGCCAUUAAAAGAUUUUCCACUUUUUAA